Molecule: messenger RNA, 788 nt
Organism: Eutrema salsugineum
Lineage: Eukaryota; Viridiplantae; Streptophyta; Magnoliopsida; Brassicales; Brassicaceae
Exons: 6
Coding region: 166-642 (158 amino acids)
Source: RefSeq, a predicted model, not a curated record
GCUAUAAAGAUUUUCCAUCAUCGCUAAUCCGUAAUUUUCGUCCGCGCUAAUCUCUCUUAUUCUUCCCUGACUGUGUUUCAAAAUCUCGUCGAAGAUCCAAUUUCUCGAGAUCUGAUUGACAAUUCUCUCUUAAUCUUUGAAGGCAUCGUGAUUCCUGCUCAGGACAUGUCGCUGUUCGAACCAGUUUAUGCUGCUUCUGCUAACUCAAUGGAAUCUCGGAAGAGGAAAAGCAAUAAUGAGCUCACUUGUCGCGGAGUUCCUUUACCAUAUUUGAUCCGACCUCGUAAGAAACUUCCCGUUUACGACGGCUUAACCUUCUACAAUGAAUACCUUGAAUAUUCAUCUGUCGACGAUGGAUUAGAUUCUGAGAGUGAUGACGGUGACUCACCAUUGAAGGCUGUUGAAACCUCCUCUUUGGAGAACGAGAACGAGAACAAUGCAAGCUUAUCUGAAAUUGGUGUAGCAGCAUCAGGUCAUUUGUCGGAUGAAGAGUAUGUGGUUGUGGAACAUGUUGAAGCUAUGCCUCAAACUAAAACAGAGAGAGCAGGAGCAAUUCAAAUGAUGGAACUCUCAAAAGAUACAGUUGAUGAGUCUGAAUCCGGAGACGAAGGAUCCAACAGUGAUGAUUGGGUGGUUGUGUAAUUAGGAGCUUGCCUUCAAAAUUGCAGGCUUAUGUUUGGGGUUUUAGAACAAUAAUGGACUAGUUUAAUUAUGUCUCUUAGUUUCUAGGCCGCCGCAUUCUUUGUGAAGCUUUUAUCAGUACAUAUGAUAACCAUGUUUUCGAUUUA